This is a messenger RNA of Vigna umbellata (rice bean), 1867 nucleotides long. Lineage: Eukaryota; Viridiplantae; Streptophyta; Magnoliopsida; Fabales; Fabaceae. The record is from RefSeq and is a predicted model, not a curated record.
AAAAAUAAAAUACAAAAUUAAGAAAAAAAAACUUUGGGAUGCCGUCGAAUAAAAACAGCGCACCUCCCAUCACUCCGUUUCGUGUCGCUUUUUGGCGGUUUUAGCUUUUUUCGGUUUCGAACAUUCGCUCGAAUUUCUCUCUAACUCUCACUCUCCAUCUCUCUCUCUUCAAUUCAACACUUCGAGGUUAGGGAUAGGCUAGUUCGGGAUUGCUUUGGCCGAUGAAUGAGCGAGGUAAAACUUCAAUUUUUAUUGCAGAACAAUGGAUGCUAUUCAACACAACAUGAGAUGGAUCGUGAAGACUAUUUGCGGAAGUGUUCCAAUAUGAAAUGCCAAAGAGUUCAGGUGGAUGAAUCAUAUGUACCUGCUCUUCAAGAUGGAGUAAUGGAAGUUGAGCAUUUGCUUGCAGAACCUAGAAACAAUCUUGCUCCCCAGGAUGGUAGCUUGAAUUCUCAUACAACUUUGAACAGCAAGGAUGAUUUGGAACUGGAGGUACUUGAUGGAUUGCUAGAUGAUGUGGAAAUUGAUGAUCUUGAAGGAGCUGAUGGUUUCCCGGGUGCAUGUGAAGAAUAUUUUUUUGAUUUUGGAUUUGCUGACAAAUUUGAGGAGGUACUGGGUUCUGGUCCUUUUGAAGGUUCGGAAAGUCAUUCGUCAGGAUUAAGUAGAAGUAGCAUUGUUGGUGGGGUUUUAGAAUCAACAGAAGUACCUAUUGCACACUCUGAAAGCAAAAAUGAUUCUCUGGAUGAGACAGUAACCUAUGAAUCACAUGGUGCCUUCAGCAACAAUCCUAGUCAACCAUCACAAGGAAAUUGCAGGUACAACAUUUCACUUGAUAUACAGCAUCUGCAAGAGUUGGAUAACUAUCGUCAUUUAGCUGGUGGUAUACUGACUUGUAAGAAGGACAAGGGUCCUGUCGAGAAAGGCCAACCUGCUGCACUUAGAGAGAAAAGGUUCCGGAAGCCUACGCAAAGGUAUAUUGAAGAAUUUUCAAAUGCGAGGUCAAAGGAAAAGGUACCACCUGCUGGUACAAAAACUAAACAUUCGAGUAACUCAUCAUGUAAUGUACUUCAUAUAAGAAUUAAAUCAUCGAAAAGGAGUCCAAGCGAGAAGUCUAGUAAUGAAAAUAGUGAGGUGAUGCUUCCUGAGUUGCAAGUUAGCAAAGGGCAUCAGAAGAAAGAGAAACUUCAGUAUGAGUAUGAAUCAUUUCCCUCGGAAUCUGAGGAUGGAUGUUCAACCACAAAAAGGUCUAGAAGAAAAGAUAGAAGAAAGCAUCAGAAGAUGUGGACUCUCCCUGAAGUGUUGAAGUUGGUUGAAGGCAUAUCUGAAUAUGGAGUUGGUCGUUGGACUGAUAUUAAGAAGUUUUUGUUUUCUUCUUCAAGCUACAGAACUCCCAUAGAUCUCAGGGACAAGUGGCGAAACCUUUUGAGAGCCAGUUCUGUGCAGAAAAACAAGAAAGAGGUUGAGCAAAAUGACGAGUUAGCCCUGCGUCCCUUACCAUUUAAUGUGGUACACCGUGUGCGAGAAUUGGCUAAAAUUCACCCAUACCCAAGGCAACGUGGGUCAAAGAAGUUACGUGUUAGCCAAGCUGGUCCCUCUGUCGUCGCAGAUUCUCCUCCCGUUAGUCUUAGCAAAAGAAAUGUACGUAGAAAGUUUACUUAGAAGAAGUCCAUGUGUAAAACAGUCCAGGGAAAUCUAUAGUCCAAAGGAUGUUGUUGAAAUUAGGUAUCAUAUUUGCACAAUUUUAUACUGUCAAGAAAUUCCUGCAUGUGUAUCUACAAAGGCAUAGAAAUUUUGAAUUGUAAACAUGAAGAAAUCAUUUGUGAUCCUACAAUAGAUUGGGAUGAUGCAUACAUCUCUAACCGCUUCA